GCGCACGCGUGAAAAAGCCGGAAGUAGUCGAAACAACUAAUGUUUCUCGCUAAGUGCGAAAUUCUCAAAUGUAUGUGGCACUCGCACUAAUGUUACCACCCCAAAACAUUAAAACACGCAACUCUACAAACAUGAAAACUCUAAUAAUGGGAAAGUACGGCGAUGUUUGCUAAUACGAGUCACAGGACGAAACCGGAAGUACCCGGGGGGAUUGUGCUCUCACACCUGCUGAUCAGCGCUGUCGUCCAAGAAUGGCCGCUGCUGCAGCAGGAAUAAACAAGCAGGGCGCCGUAGCGACGAUGGAGCCCUGUAUCCGACACGGGAGGGGAGCCAGUGGAAACGCAGUUAAGGUUCUCGAGUGCGGUGUGUGUGAGGACGUGUUCUCGCUCCAGGGAGACAAGGUCCCUCGUCUGCUGCUCUGCGGUCACACGGUGUGCCACGACUGCCUCACCCGGUUGCCCCUGAGCGGCCGAGCGGUCCGCUGCCCCUUCGACAGACAGCUCACCGAGCUGGGGGACUCUGGAGUUUGGGGUCUAAAGAAGAACUUUGCUCUGCUGGAGCUCCUGGAGCGCCUCCAGAAUGGAGCAUCCAACCAGUCGGGAAUGGCGGAGGACGCCCUGAAGGGCAUGGGAGAAUGUAUAAUUCGGUGUGACGAGGACGAGAGCCACACGGCCUCCAUGUACUGCACCGUGUGCGCCACCCACCUGUGCGCCGAGUGCUCUCAGCUCACCCACUCCACCCGGACGCUGGCCAAACACCGCCGGGUGCCUCUGGCCGACAAGCCUCACGAGAAGACGCUGUGCCCGCAGCACCAGGUCCACGCCAUCGAGUUCGUCUGCCUGGAGGAAGCCUGUCAGUCCGGGCCGCUCAUGUGCUGUGUGUGUAAGGAGUACGGCAAGCACCAGGGACACAAGCAUGCCGUUCUCGAGACCGAAGCCAACCAGAUCCGUGCGUCCAUCCUGGACAUGGCCCACUGCAUCCGCACCUUCACAGACGAGGUGUCCGAGUACUCGAGGAAGCUGGUGGGCAUCGUGCAGCAAAUCGAAGGCGGGGAGCAGAUAGUGGAGGACGGCGUAGGCAUGGCGCACACCGAGCACGUGCCCGGUACGGCGGAGAGCGCUCGAUCCUGCGUCCGAGCUUACUUCGCGGACCUCCACGAGACGCUGUGUCGGCAGGAGGAGAUGGCGCUGAGCGUGGUGGACGCCCACGUCCGGGAGAGGCUCAUCUGGCUGAGGCAGCAGCAGGAGGACAUGACCAUCCUGCUGUCUCAGGUGUCCACCGCCUGCCUGCACUGCGAGAAGACGCUUCAGCAGGACGACUGCAGAGUUGUGCUGGCAAAGCAGGAGAUCAACUGUUUGCUGGAGACGCUUCAGAAGCAGCAGCACCAGUUCACGGAGCUGGCAGACCACAUUCAGCUGGAUGCCGGCAUCCCGGUCACCUUCACGAAGGACAACCGGGUCCACAUCGGUCCUAAGAUGGAGAUCCGCGUGGUGACGCUCGGGCUGGACGGAGCCGGAAAGACGACCAUCCUCUUCAAGCUGAAACAGGAUGAGUUCAUGCAGCCCAUCCCAACCAUUGGUUUCAACGUGGAGACGGUGGAAUAUAAGAACUUAAAGUUCACUAUCUGGGAUGUCGGUGGGAAACAUAAGCUCAGACCCCUCUGGAAACACUAUUAUCUGAACACUCAAGCGGUGGUGUUUGUGAUUGACAGCUGCCACAGGGACAGGCUGAUGGAGGCCCACAGUGAACUGGCCAAACUACUGACGGAGAAGGAGCUGAGAGACGCCUUGUUGCUCAUCUUUGCAAACAAGCAGGACGUCCCCGGAGCCGUGUCCGUGGAGGAGAUGACGGAGCUGCUGAGUCUACACAAGCUGUGCUGUGGAAGGAGCUGGCACAUCCAGGGCUGCGACGCCCGGAGCGGGAUGGGCCUCCACGAGGGUCUGGACUGGUUGUCCAGACAACUGGUGGCCGCCGGAGUCCUGGACGUGGCCUGAGCCGAAGACCGGCCUCAGCUCCACAUAGACUCUGCUACUCCUCCUCCUCCUGCCCCCACCCACCACCACCUUAACACCCACUUUAAAUCAACAACCUCCUCCUCAGUCUUUCCUUGUUUGUGCAUCAGUGUGGGCGAAGGAAACAAAGAUGUAAAUACUCUCUAUUAAAACUCUUUAAUACUGUCACCUGGUUCAAAGACGACUCCCCCCUUCUGACUCACUCAUAACUGAGAGUGGAGCCUCUUUCUCCCCCUCCUUUCUCCCCCUUCUUCCUCUAUUCCUCUCUCAUCUCUCUUUCCCUCCCCUCCAUCAUAACUUAACGGUCCGUAUUGUAACAACAGUUUCCUUCAUUUAAUCCUGAGAAAUAAUAAUAAUAAUAAUAAUUAUAACGAGGGGGGACUAGAGACGUGUCUUCAGACUUGUGGCUUCAAACCAUUCAUAUAUUUCUCCUGAGUUUAAAGUGUGAACCUGUUGAAUCAGCUGGUCUUGGGUCAUAGGACGGGAUUUGUGGUGGGGGGGGGUCUGAAUGUAGUGUCAUCUGUUACGGAAAACAAACUGUUUACUGAAGUUUCUUAUUUAUGAGCCUCUCGAGGCCGAACAGGUGGGAGAUUCUUUUUUUUUUUUAUUUUAUUUUAAACCGUCGGUCGAAUGCACUUUGUCUGCUGCCUCACUACAGGUUUUGGAAGCAUCUGCUGUUUCUGAGUGGACUUGAGUAUUAACCUCACUGCUAUAAAGAAAAACUAAAAAAAAAAAACUAAAUAAAUAAAGUGUUGUGAAGCUUCUUCCUGUAGAAACGUGUUCAUACGCGGCGGUACGCCUCCAACCAGCCUCCAGUAGUAGUGUGAUGUGACACAUUUAAACGCCGACACUCGACUCGUUGUCCAGGAACCAUCAUUUGAGUUGAUCUUUAUUCAUUGCUAUGUAAUGUUUAAUAUUUGUAUCUAUGUAUAAAAAACAAAAAAAAAAACAAAA
This is a messenger RNA of Mugil cephalus (flathead mullet), 2966 nucleotides long. It is a transcript of the gene trim23, whose product is annotated as tripartite motif containing 23. Bases 252 to 1994 code for a protein of 580 amino acids. Gene Ontology annotation, cellular component: plasma membrane; cytoplasm; lysosomal membrane. The record is from RefSeq and is a predicted model, not a curated record. Gene Ontology annotation, molecular function: zinc ion binding; GTP binding; GTPase activity. NCBI's taxonomy places the organism in Eukaryota, Metazoa, Chordata, Actinopteri, Mugiliformes, Mugilidae. The transcript is spliced from 11 exons. Gene Ontology annotation, biological process: vesicle-mediated transport; intracellular protein transport.